This is a messenger RNA of Harpia harpyja (harpy eagle), 2990 nucleotides long. RefSeq names its product small glutamine rich tetratricopeptide repeat co-chaperone alpha (gene SGTA). Lineage: Eukaryota; Metazoa; Chordata; Aves; Accipitriformes; Accipitridae. Gene Ontology annotation, cellular component: TRC complex; membrane. The coding region runs from base 594 to 1532 and encodes 312 amino acids. The record is from RefSeq and is a predicted model, not a curated record. Gene Ontology annotation, molecular function: protein binding; molecular adaptor activity. The transcript has 12 exons. Gene Ontology annotation, biological process: post-translational protein targeting to endoplasmic reticulum membrane.
GGCCCCCGGAGCGGGGAGGUGGUCUGUGGGCUCUCUGGCCUUGCUUGUCGCUGGGGCCGGGAGCCCAGCACAGGCAGACACGGCAGCAUCUGCCUGUGCCUGGAACCGGUGGGAUCUCUGGUGUAUUGCAGUGGGUUGGGGCCGGCUUAGCUCUGCUGGGCUCUCUUUCACAGAGUUUGCAUUUAAACAAUUUCUCUGUUAAAUCAGCCUGAAUGGUUUUCUGUUCUACAAAGCCAGUUAAGUGUCCUGGAGAGGCAGAGCACUUCAGUGCAGCUUACAGGACCUGCAGCAUCAGCGUCUCUGGGAAGCCCCAGCCUUGGGGUGUGCUUAUGGGGGUCGCUUUGCUGUGGGUCCUCACUUUUCUUUACCAUCAGUAGGCUGGCAAGCAGCGCAGAGGAUUGGCAGCCCUGAACCCCAGCUCUGCUAACACUGGCAAAUUGCUUCAGCCCUUGUUUUUGUUUCAGAAUCAAAUUAUGCUCUGGAAGCAGAAGACUCUGGUUUCUUAGUGAUGAAGUUCUCUGUGCUCCGUUUGUCUAGUCCUGAUUUUUUUAGAGUUACAAGAAGUUGAAACAAACUGCUCACAGCCUCCCAGAAUGGCAGACCAGAAGCGCCUUGCCUACUCCAUCAUCCAGUUUCUACAUGACCAGCUACAGAAUGGGGGUCUGUCUCCAGAUGCUCAGGAGAGUUUGGAAGUGGCCAUCCAGUGCCUGGAGACAGCAUUUGGGGUCUCAAUGGAAGACCAAGGCCUAGCUGUGUCCCAGAGUCUUCCUGAAAUAUUUGAAGCUGCUGCAGGAAAGGAGCCUGAACACAUCAGAACAAAUUCGGAGCCCAUCACCCCCUCUGAAGAUGACAUAGCUGAAGCUGAAAGACUCAAGACUGAAGGAAAUGAACAAAUGAAGGCAGAAAAUUUUGAAGCUGCUGUGUCUUUCUAUGGAAAAGCAAUUGAAUUAAAUCCAUCCAAUGCUGUGUAUUUCUGCAACAGAGCUGCUGCAUACAGUAAACUAGGAAAUUAUGCUGGAGCAGUGAGAGACUGUGAAAGAGCUAUAGGCAUUGAUCCAAACUACAGCAAAGCUUAUGGCAGAAUGGGCUUGGCCCUCUCCAGUUUAAACAAACACACAGAAGCUGUUGUUUACUACAAAAAAGCCCUGGAGCUGGAUCCAGACAAUGACACAUACAAAUCAAACCUUAAAAUAGCUGAACAGAAAAUGAAGGAGACUCCUAGUCCAACUGGAGGUCCAGGAGGAUUUGAUUUAGCUGGCUUGCUGAACAACCCUGGCUUCAUGAGUAUGGCAUCUAACCUAAUGAACAAUCCACAAGUACAACAGCUCAUGUCCGGGAUGAUUUCUGGUGGCCACAACACCAUGGGAGCAGCAGGCACCAGCCCCUCCACGAAUGAUCUUGCCAGCCUCAUACAAGCGGGCCAGCAGUUCGCUCAGCAGAUGCAGCAGCAGAAUCCUGAACUAAUAGAGCAGCUACGAAGCCAGAUUAGGAGUCGAACUCCAAGUGCCAGUAACGAAGAUCAGCAGGAAUGAGCACUGCAGCGCAGUCCGUGGGAACUAUGUUCUUUGCUUUAAAAACUGGAAGCCAUGUGUGUGUUGCCAUUUCUUGAGUUGGAAGUGUCCAAGAGGGGGAAAAAAAAUAAUGGAAAAACAAAAUACUUUAUAUGACCUGCAUGUUAAAGACAGAUUCACGCUUUCUUUCCCUAGUCUUCGUCCCUGCUCCUCCCCCUCAGCCUUUCCAUUAGUCUUUUUUUCUUCUGGAAGAUCCAGCAAGCUGAACACAAACCAGCAUCAACAGUCUUUCUAAAGAAACUCAGAAAAUUAACUACACUAUUACAUUUCUAUGUUAUUUGCUACAUGGGAAUUUUUUAACCCGUUUUUGAAGAACGAUGCACUCUUCACUACAGGACGUCUUCACUUUCCUGCCCACGUGCCACUUCAAAGAAGUGUUCAAGUCCUACCUAACCCCCGUCCUGCCGCGUUUAAUCUUCCUGCCAGUUACGAGAUGGUAGUGUUUGAACACUCUGGAGAUCACAGGAUCUUCUUGCCUCCAGGAACAGGGUUUCUGUUGAUUAGAUUGACUGCGUUUCUCAUUCAGGUCUGUAGCAACAUUGCCAGUGUUGUUAAUACACAGGAGUUCGGUGCUCACCUCUCAAAGGUUAGUGUAAAUGUGUUGGGGGGGAGGGGGGUUGGGACUGGCCAGGAAGAACGUGCCCAUGUGCAACUGCUCCUUUAGUGAGUGUUUCCUGGUACGCUUCUUGGGGUUCUUUCCCAGUCCUGACAAAAUUUGUCUAGUGUUUAGUAAUUAUGGCUAUGUUGUUGGAAUGAUCCAAUCUGUGAACUAGUCAGGUGGACAGUAAGAAAGAUAUGAUGUUUUUGGUGUUUUAAAAGGUUUUUUUCUUCUGCUUUUUUAAUCUGUCUUUUAUGCAUGUAAGUAAUCAGCCUGGUUGACUGUGCUAAUGGUAGGAAUAGAGGGCGCCUGAGUAGGGAGCAGAAGGAAUAAAAAUGCUGCUUGGAUAGUCAGAAAUCAAGUGUUUGCUGGUUCAGUGUGGGGGAUCGGCGAGGAGCCGUUAUGCCUCGGCAUGUAGUGUGUGAGAUGAGGGAAAAGCUCCUGUAGCCAACUCGAGUGACCCGCAGCUUUCAGCCCCUCUAGAGUUACCCAUGUCCUUCCUUGGGUGAACAGAAGGCUCUGGCCAGCUCCCCUAGAAGUUGCUAGUUGAGGCCAGAGACUCUUAUAUCGACCUCAGAAUUGUUUUUAAAGUAGUUAUUCGAUUGUGGGGGGGAAGGCGUGUUCAUGGCCUGACUGCUGGGCAAAAAGCAUCUGGUCUGAGGGUGGGUAGGUGUGAGAUGGAAAAUGCCCUUUCAGGAGACCCGGUGGUGUGAGUGAGCAGGUAUAAUUGAAGAUUAAUAUCAAGAAAAAAGAUUUGUAAAUGCUCCAUAAAGUAAUAUGUGGUUAAUGUAACUUGUGAAGAAUAAAAUAUUUGGACACUU